Molecule: messenger RNA, 1375 nt
Organism: Carassius carassius (crucian carp)
Lineage: Eukaryota; Metazoa; Chordata; Actinopteri; Cypriniformes; Cyprinidae
Gene: spout1
Product: SPOUT domain containing methyltransferase 1
Exons: 12
Coding region: 93-1238 (381 amino acids)
Biological process (GO): maintenance of centrosome location; miRNA processing
Cellular component (GO): spindle pole centrosome; kinetochore; mitotic spindle
Molecular function (GO): miRNA binding
Source: RefSeq, a predicted model, not a curated record
AGCGUUUGCGAAAAACGUUGGGAACCAAAUAUUUCGAGUGUUUGUUCUCUCGAGGUCGAGGAUCACCGGAGGCGUGACACACGCAGAACAGCAUGGCUGAUGAACCUCCAGUGAAGAAAAAUAAAACAGAUAUUCUCUCAAAUAAAAAGGGCGAAGAGAGAAAAAAUUGGAAGAUAUGGAAAGAACAAAAGAAAGAAGAGGAGAGACAACGCAAAGAGAGCAAACUCAUCCAACAGCUGGAGAAACAGAAGCAGAAGAAAGAGGAGGAGAAUGAGCAGCAGGUUCAGCAGGAACCGAGGGAAAGUAAAGGUCGCUCGUAUACGUUGAGCGUGGCUCUGCCCGGUUCAGUGAUGGAGAAUGCUCAGUCACCAGAGCUGCGUACGUACCUGGCGGGUCAGAUCGCCCGGGCCUGCUGUGUUUUCAGUGUGGAUGAGGUGAUCAUAUUCGAUGAGCUGAGGGAGGACGUCAAGAGCGUUGAGGGAGAGUUCAGAGGCAUUGGUAAGAAAGGCCAGGGCUGCGUCCAGCUCGCACGGAUCUUGCAAUACCUCGAGUGUCCACAGUAUCUGCGGAAAUCUUUCUUCCCGAAGCAUCGAGACCUGCAGUUUGCUGGUCUGUUGAAUCCUCUGGACAGCCCACAUCACAUGCGCAUCGAUGAGGAGGUGGAGUUUAGAGAGGGGGUGGUGGUCGAACACCCGUGCAAACCGGGGAAAGGGUCCUUCGUCAACUGCGGGAUGAGGAAGGAAGUUCAGAUUGAUAAAAAGCUAAAAGCUGGACUGAGAGUGACUGUACGGCUAAACAACAGCCAAAACAAAGAGGGAAGGGUGUAUAAAGGGGUUGUUGUGGCUCCUCACGUCCCGAGGACAGAGGGCGGGCUUCACUGGGGCUACAGCGUCCGUCUGGCUUCUUGUCUCAGUGCUGUGUUCACGGAGUGUCCAUAUAAAGAUGGAUAUGAUCUGACCAUCGGUACAUCAGAGAGAGGAAAAAACGCAGAUCACGUCACGCUUCCUCCAUUCAAGCACAUGCUGGUGGUGUUCGGGGGUCUUCAGGGUUUAGAAGCGAGUGUUGAUACCGAUGAGAACCUGAACGUCACUGAUCCCAGCGUGCUCUUUGACCUUUACCUCAACACCUGUCCUGGGCAGGGCAGUCGCACCAUCCGCACCGAGGAGGCCAUGUUAAUCAGUUUAUCAGGACUCAGGCAGAAAAUCGCAGCUGUAUUUCAAGACCAAUCCAAAGGAUGACCACAAGAAGUACAGCUUUCAAGACCUUAUCCAUGUACAUUAUUGUGAAUCAUUUUGUAUUGAAAUAUUAGUUUGUAUCACUGAACUGUCAUGCAUAUUCUGUUUCUAACUAUAAACAAACAAAUCAUGAAACUCAA